AUGGAGACAAACAUCCGCAUGAAUUCAUUACAGUUUGAUCAUCGUGAAUUAUAUCGUCGACCCAAUGGGCGUACAGUGGCACUUCUCACUCCGCAGAUUCUCAGUGAGGUGGAAAACGAAUUAGUGAACAAUUUAAGCAAUGGGCUAUUUUUUAUUGUGAUAAAUAGUGGUGCGACGUCAUCGUUCAAUGCAGCUCAGUUCAAAAACUCCAGUAUGAAAAAGAGCGAGCUCAGUCCGUCCAUUAUCGAGGCGGCUCUCACACAUAUCAUCGAGAAUUUGGAUAAGUAUCCUAAAGUGAUUGCAGCUUUGAGAGGAGGGAAAAUUGGUUAUCACGACAAAGGUGCAAUGCUUAACGAUAUGGGUGUACGAAAUUUUGUAAUCCAAGGAUCAGCCACAGUUGAUAAUGUAAUGUGA
Molecule: messenger RNA, 414 nt
Organism: Rotaria socialis
Lineage: Eukaryota; Metazoa; Rotifera; Eurotatoria; Philodinida; Philodinidae
Source: the annotation of a GenBank genome assembly